AUGCUGGACCAAGCUGGCAGGAGUUUGGCGUUAUCAUUGCCACUUCUUCUAAUCUCAUUGUCAUUCAUGUCGACACUCGAACUCCCAAGACUAUCAAGAAGGGAUCUUCCGCAGGUUUUGUUCAGUGUGAAGGAGAACACGGAGCCGGGUCAUGUUGUGGGAAGUAUCUACGACAAAAUAAGUCUGCCACUUGAUCGAAGGCUUCAGUUUUUCCUACCAAAAAACCCCUUUUUUACCUUCGACGCAGAUGGUUCCUUGGUAGUCACGGGACACCUUGAUCGAGACGACAAUCCGAGCCUAUGCAAGGAGCCGGUGUACCCGGAGAUCUGUGAGUGGAGCAAUUUCCUUAUUGAUAAUACUGGGAGCUAUAUUUCCCUGCGUGUAAAUAUUGAAGAUAUAAACGACAAUGCCCCUCGUUGGCCCACUCCCUCUGUAACAAUUACGAUUCCCGAAAACAGCGCACCCAAUUUCACCACGGAAUUGUCACCUGCCCACGAUCCUGAUUACGGGGAGAAUGGGAUUAAGGAGUACAAGUUGAUCACGCCUUCUGCGUUCGAAGAUACCUUCCAGCUAAGAAUUAGUCCGUAUCAGUCAGCAAAUCUUAAGCGGUAUCAGACACGUGACCAGCAACGACGCCAAAAGUCAGCUGUUCCAAUAGGCAGUCCCAAUCUAGUGCUGAUGAAGCCGCUGGACAGAGAGGAACUUCCGUGGAUUAAUCUGACCCUAUUAGCCAUUGAUGGAAGCCCUCCAUUUCACACGGGCAGCCUCGAUAUCUAUGUGCGUGUUGGCGAUGAAAAUGACAACUCGCCCUACUUCACAUUCCAGCGUUACGUAGCUCAAGUACCGGAGAUUGCACCUGUUGGAAGUAUCAUCCAACUACAUCCAAUUUCGAGUAAUCGACAGGCGGAUGAUAAUGGCGGCACAGUCUCGUUGGUGGAUCAUGUCCACGCGGUGGACAGAGACGAGGGAGCCAAUGGAAGGAUAUACUACUCCUUCGCCAGAUCCACUCCGCUAGAGACUCAAAAGUCUUUCGCAAUUGACAGUCAAACGGGUCAGCUGAGAGUAGCGUCACCACUGAGUUAUGACGAUGGUCCGACAUCGUGGAAUUUCCAGGUGGUUGCUACUGACAACGGCAGACCCCCACGCUCCUCCCUCACAGAUGUCUCUAUUCAACUGAAAGACACUAACAACCACGCUCCAAGCAUAACCAUCCAGUCAUCCGCGUCCCACCAGGCGCCACACAGCCAGACCGACAGCUCGGAGGAGUCGACAACACUUCAGGUGAUGGAGAAUGUGAAGUUGGAGCGGAAACUACUAGCCACAUUGACAGUAACUGACCGGGACACUGCUGCUGGCGGUGGUGAAUUCGGGUGUUCGCUGCGUUCAGAGGACAGUGAGCACUUCUUGUUGGUGUUAAAGGGCCAACUGCCCCAGGUCAUGAUCUACGACCUCUUCGUUAGCGGCGUCUUUGACCGCGAAAAGGGUCCAGUGAGACACGUGGAGGUGCACUGCGAAGACAAAGGCACCCCAAGGCUCUCCUCAAGUCAUCUAAUUCGGAUUCUCAUCGACGACGAGAAUGACAAUAGUCCAAGCUUCGAGUUUCCGUUCUACCGACUUACGACGAAAGAAGGUCAGCCAAAGGGAAGCAUCGUUGGUCAAGUGAGGGCUACAGAUCCUGACGCAGGGGAGAAUUCCCGUCUCGUGUACGACAUUCAGUGGCCGAAAGGAACUCGUGGGAUGGACAAAGUCCUUAACAUCGACAGGGACGGCAAUCUCACCGCGAAGGUCACGCUGGAUCGCGAAGCUGCUCCGUAUGGAUAUAAUCUAACAGUAAGCUCGGAUCUUGUGGCGUUGUUGCUUGUGUUUUAG
Mesocestoides corti is the source of this 1869-nucleotide messenger RNA. NCBI's taxonomy places the organism in Eukaryota, Metazoa, Platyhelminthes, Cestoda, Cyclophyllidea, Mesocestoididae. The record is from the annotation of a GenBank genome assembly.